Messenger RNA from Trichoderma virens Gv29-8, 953 nucleotides. RefSeq lists its product as uncharacterized. The transcript is spliced from 3 exons. The record is from RefSeq and is a predicted model, not a curated record. NCBI's taxonomy places the organism in Eukaryota, Fungi, Ascomycota, Sordariomycetes, Hypocreales, Hypocreaceae. Gene Ontology annotation, biological process: mycotoxin biosynthetic process. Bases 53 to 805 code for a protein of 250 amino acids.
UCUUGCUUUUGUGAACACUUUUGCCCUUCUAUCGUUGGAAAAUUAUUGCGUUAUGUCAUUUUCGCCCUUGAAGACUCGUCCGUCACACGACGAGAGUAGAGACGAAGAGGAUGUCUAUACGCCUCCUCGAAAACGAAACUUUCGCAAAUUUCUCGGGUAUGGUCUCCUUGCGACCCUGUUGCCCGGCUGGUUUGUAGCUCUUGAUAUCUACCGCCAUCCCAGAGUGGUUGACCUGCCUGGACUUUCUUCUCCUCACCCCUUUCCUCCACAAAUAUUUGAACGAGUAAAGAAGAUAUUUGAGCCGGAUGAGCGCUAUAUCGGGCCAUCUAAUCAGACCCACCACAAUUGGGAUCACUUGGUAGCCGGCCAUGAUGCGCUCUAUAUCGGGAACCCUAAAAAGUAUGGGCUGAUGGAGGGAAUUGGUCCGCCAUUUCAUCAUGAGAACAUGGCACAUCCUGUGCCGCGCAAAUUCUAUGUCGUGUCAUUACUACAUCAAAUGCACUGUCUGAACAUUGUGCGCUUUCAUUAUUGGCAAGUUAAGCAGGGGCAUCCGACUGUAAGCGAAUAUUCCGAGGCGAGCUGGGAUGCCCACGUGGAUCAUUGUUUCGAGUAUCUGAGACAGUCCAUAUCUUGUGGUGCUGGAUUUUCUCUUGAAGGCCACUCACCUCUCAUUGUAGAGGGAGAGGUUGGAGAGGCGUCUACGGUCACAGGCUGGGGUAUCGAGCACAACUGCAUCAACUUUGAAGUAUUGCGGGCCUUUCAAAUUGAGCAAGAGAGAGUGUACAAUACUACUUGGCAAAGGUGAUUUUAGUAGGUAUUUCUGGAUCUUGGCUAGAUUGAUACCUUCAAUGGGAGAUGGAAAGACACGCAUGGGAGUACAGUUUAAUUCACAACUAGGUACAUAGGUACAUGUAUUCAGUUUCUUGUCCAAAAAUGCAUCACAACUUGCAUGC